Molecule: messenger RNA, 3546 nt
Organism: Cydia fagiglandana
Lineage: Eukaryota; Metazoa; Arthropoda; Insecta; Lepidoptera; Tortricidae
Exons: 2
Coding region: 745-3546 (933 amino acids)
Biological process (GO): DNA integration
Molecular function (GO): nucleic acid binding
Source: RefSeq, a predicted model, not a curated record
AUUUAUACUGAAGCAAACAAACUCGACGACUUCCCGGAAAAUAGAAAAGUAGCCAUAUUCAGUUUCAAAAUCAUACCGUCAGCAGCAUCGUCGUAAUAGCUCAACUGGAAGAAGCAUGUCACAGUCUCGAAGAACGUCAACGUCAAACGGAAACAACCACUACCGUCGUGAAAACAGAAGUCCCAGCAAUAACUACCGUCGUGAAAACAGAAGUCCCAGCAACACGCGUACGAGCACAUGCACACGCUGUGGGCAGAUACAUCGUUUUAGGUGUCCAGCUAAAGGAGUCACUUGCAGGAUUUGUAAGCGUAGUAACCACUACGAAAAGUGCUGUUUCUUCAACAAGAAUGUCAACAUGGUAACAAAAUACCCAUUGUUGGAGGAUGCUACUUAAAAUGCACAUUUUCCAACAAUGAAACAGCAACGGUCUAUUUUGUGGUAGCAGAUAUUGUAAGUCGAACCAUUAUUGGACAACAAACCAUUGAUGAAUUUGGGAUAGUCAAAAGGGUAUUAAACAUUGAAGAACAAAAGGUCAGUCAAAAUCCUAAAAAGUCGUGUCUAAAAUCUUCAAAGUCAAGGUCAGUACCCAAUGUCGUUGAUAAAUAUCCAAAUUUAUUUGAAGGUCUAGGUUGUCUACCAGUAAAAGCUCAUUUGGAUGUGGAUCCUAGUGUCAAACCUAAGAUUAGUGCCACUAGAAGAAUACCUUUUGCUUUGCAAACGCGUCUAAAAGAAGAAUUAAAUAAAAUGGAAAAAUUAAAUGUCAUUGAAAAAAUUGAAAAGCCCACUGAUUGGGUCAACUCUAUUGUCGUAGUCGAAAAAGCAAAUGGUACCCUUCGUGUAUGUUUAGAUCCACGUAGCUUGAAUGAAGCUAUAAAAAGACCUCACUAUACGUUUCCUACUUUUAACGAUUUGCGAUCAAAUAUAGCUGGUGCAACAGUUUUCAGCAAGUUAGAUGCUAGCUCAGGAUUCUGGACGAUACCUUUAGACGAGGAAAGUAGCGAUUUAUGCACAUUCAAUACCCCAUUUGGCAGGUACAAAUUCCUUCGUUUACCUUUCGGAAUUAAUUCAAGUUCUGAAAUCUUUCACAGAACUAUGGUGCAAUUAUUUGGUGACUUGCCUGGUGUUCAGAUAUUUAUAGAUGAUUUAUUAGUUUUUGGUAAAACGCAAGCUGAGCAUGACGAACGAUUAGCCAAUCUCUUAAAAAGAGCACAGGAAGUGAACAUCAAGUUCAAUAGGUCAAAAUGUCAAUUUAAUAUGUCUGAAGUGUACUAUGUGGGUCAUAUGUUCAACAAAGAUGGCAUUUCUCCUGAUAAGUCAAAAAUAAAAGCCAUUACCGAAAUGCCUAGUCCAACAAAUGUCAAGGAAUUGCAACGAUUCCUAGGAAUGGUAAAUUACCUAGGUCAAUACAUUCCAAAUUUAGCUGAGGAAACUAGUAUUCUUAGAGAUUUGGUAAAGAAAGAAAAUAUUUGGCAAUGGUCAGAAUCUCAUGAAAAACAAUUUGGUAAGCUAAAGUCUUUAAUUUGUAAAGCACCAGUCCUUACUCAUUUUGAUUUAAAGAAGCCCAUAAGAAUGUCAGUUGAUGCUUCAAAGUCUGCCGUCGGUGCUGUGAUUUUUCAUGGGAGAAAUCCAAUAGCUUAUGCGUCUAAGUCCCUUACCAGGUCUCAAGAAAACUAUGCACAAAUAGAAAAAGAACUUUUUGCCAUCUUAUUUGGUGCCAAGAAAUUCCAUCAGUAUUUAUAUGGUAACACUGUUCAUGUAGAGACCGAUCACCAACCGCUGGUGACCUUAUUCAAAAAACCAUUAGCCGAGGUUCCUGCUAGACUACAACGCAUGAUGAUUGCCUUACAAGCAUAUCAUUUAGUAGUUUCUUAUACUAAAGGGUCAGAAAUGUAUAUCUCUGAUACCUUAUCUCGAGCUCCUGUACAAGAUGAGUCUAAUUGUGAAUUCAAUUUCAAUGAUUUAGAAAAAGAUGUAGAAAUUCAUGUCAAUUUAUUAACUUCUCAUUUGGCUAUUACUAAAGACAAGUUGAAUAAAAUCCUUGAACACACUAAUAAAGAUGAAUCUUUACAAAAACUGAAACUUUACUUCAAAAAUGGAUGGCCUAAUUCUAAAAAGGAAAUUGAUCCUAUUGUCUCUCCAUAUUGGAACAUCAGAGAUGAGAUUCAUGUUAUUAAUAACUUAGUUUUUAAAGGUCAAAGUGUUGUCAUUCCCAUGUCUUUGAGAUCUGAAAUGCUCUCUAUUUUACAUGAAGGUCAUUUAGGUAUUGAGAAAACCAAAGGUCAAGCUAGAGGUACAGUCUACUGGCCCAACAUCAAUAGCGAUAUAGAGUCAAAGAUAAAACAAUGUGAAUAUUGCCUUAUGUUCAUGAAUAAUAAGCCUAAAGAUCCAAUGAUGUCGCAUGAACAACCUAUAUAUCCGUGGGAAAAGGUAGCUGCAGAUUUGUUUGACUAUAAGUCCAAAAAAUACUUACUUGUUGUGGAUAGUUAUUCCAAUUACAUUGAAGUCGCUCAUUUACAGAAAGGCAGUGAUAGUAAUGCUGUUAUUACUAACUUAAAGUCUAUCUUUGCUCGCCAUGGUGUUCCAUUGCAACUUCUUACCGAUAAUGGUCCACCAUUCAACUCUCAAGCUUUCAAAGCUUUUUCAAUAAAUUGGGAAUUUGAACAUAUUACUUCAAGUCCAUACUUGCCAAGGUCUAAUGGUCUCGCUGAAGUUAGUGUUAGGAUUGUAAAAAAUAUAUUCAAAAAAUGUGAUGAAUCAGGAACAGAUCCUUAUAUUGGUCUACUGCAGUAUAGGAAUUCCCCAAGAGGAAAUCUUAGCUCUCCUGCUCAAUUACUUAUGUCGCGGCAACUAAGAACAAAACUACCGGCUAAAGCCACUGUUUUAAAGCCCAAAGUAGUAAACUUUAAGGAACAUUUGGAACAUAAGAAGGUAAAUUUAGAUAAAACAAGAUCUUACUACAAUCAACAUGCUAGGAUGUCUCUCCCUUUGAAUGAUAAUGAUUAUGUCUAUUUCAAGAAAAAACCUACUGAUAAUAACUGGCAUAAAGGUAGAAUAGUAUCUAAGGCUGAUCAUCCUCGCUCAUAUAUCAUUAAAGAUAGUGAUAAUGUUUUAUAUAGACGCAAUCAGCAACAUAUUUAUCGUCCACAGAACAGUGGAUGUGUAACUCGGACUAAUAUUAGAGAUUUUGAAAAUAAUGAUGAUAACUAUGAUUCUUAUCCUUUUGAGUCUGAUAGUGAGUGUAUAAGUAUCAAUAAUACUAAUGAUCAUGAAAAUAAUAACCAUGAUACUUAUGCUUUUAAUUCUGAUCAAAAUCAACAUUCGUUUUUAUGUUCAACACCAAAUGCCAAUAGUUCCAAAAGCCAACAUUCAUUUCAUUCUUCAACACCUAAUUGUGCACCUAACAGUCCCAAUAUUCCUAGUUGUGCCAAUAGUCCCAAUAUUCCUAAUAUUCCUAUAACUGACACUGUUAUACGUAGAGUACCUACUGGUAACUAUACUACUAGAACAGGUAGGCAAGUAAUUAAACCAAAACGAUUAGAUUUAUAA